AUGCCGACUCUGAUUCAAUUGCCUCGAGAGCUCCUAAUACUUAUCUCCGACCUCCUCGAGCAAAUAGAACCCGACAAUGUAAUCGACCUGGCAUGCGUUAACAGAAUCUUCUUGUCUAUUUGCACUCCAUUGCUCCAGGUCCGAUCCCUCAAAUUCUUCGUGUGUGACGAUGGAGAGCAGUUGGCCGACGAUAUACUGCAUUACUCUCAACUACUACAAAGUCUGAGCGCCCUCUGGGCUGUCCGUCGUUUGAUGAUUGUUACCAACGACGAUGAAAAUGUAAGAUUACAACAGCGCCAGCGUCAGUCUCAACAGCAAUGGCGACGACCCAGGAUCCCUCCCAGUGCUUAUAGAGGGUAUGAGAAUGACUACCUGAAAUCAUUGGUUGGGAAACCAGGCGCAAUGAAGUAUAAAGACACAGCACACCAGAAGAACCAUAUUUGGAAACCUUUGGCAGAAUUCAUUCUGCGACUGCCUAAUCUAGAGUCCAUCUUCUAUAACAGUUAUUAUCAGUUCCCGCCUUGCCUUCUGGACAGUCUUCACAAGCACCGAUCACAGUGUAGAUUGUACAUAACUCGAUUUGCUCUGUGGAGUCUAGAGCCUCAGGGGCCAACGGAUCCUUACGAAUUCAAAUUAUUGGGUUCACCUUCUUUACAUGGUAUCGGAACAGUGUUGGACGGCACCGAUAGAAAUAGAACUAGAGGAAGUACCCCAUCUUGGGAGCAUGUAUAUCUACCCAAGGCCCUCAGAUAUCUUGUCUCUGGUCUAACACAGCAAUUGAAGAUACUGGUUGUUACGGGACUUGGAAGUUCCUGGUGUUAUUACAGCCCACCAUGGACCGGAUUUACGCUGCAGGAUCGUGGGCUUCUAGAGCAUCUCGAAAUAAGAGAGACCAAACAUCAUCAACUCGAGCAAAAUACGAAAGAGGAUAUCGAGAAAUGGAAUCAAGCCACAGAUUUUUCGGUCUUGAAGACUUUUAAACUCAUAACCUAUUCAACAUUGAGCGCCCUCGAAUACAUGACGACAAAUUGCCAAUUUCGAUCACUUACCAAACUGACCAUACAGUUUAGGCCGGAUUGGAUUCGUCACCAUCCCUUCGACUAUUAUUCUGCUGCGAGCUCAUUUUUACUCAAUCUUCCACGCCUCUCGAGUCUCGAGUUACAUAGCUGGCAUCCCAAAAUGGCCACCGAAUCAAUUCUGAAACAUCAUGGGCCACGCUUACAAAAACUUUGGUUGCUGCCUUGUCGGGGUGAAACUAUACCCUUGGAAACGCUCCAUCGCCUCAGCGAAAACUGCACAUUUCUUGAAGAGCUUUCCACAAGAAUUAGUCGCUCUCGCGGUGAUGCCCUAGAAGUAUCUAAAUACAAGGCCAUCGGCGCAUUGCCACGACUAAAGCGUUUGUUCCUCAAACUCGACGCCUCAGAUAUCUUUUUAUUAGAUGGAUAUGACUAUGAGGAUGAAGCAGAAGGACAAGAAGUUCCUGAGACCCGCAACGAUGCUUCUUUCAAUUCUUUUGACCAGCAAUAUUGCGAAUGUAGAUUUUUUCAUCAUUGGCUCCGUCCACGGAAUGGACAUAUUCGAGACGCCUUCAUCAACGCCACGUUGGAUCCAGACCUUGCUAAAAGCAUUUUUCAGACGAUACGAUCAGGCAAUAAUACAGACGGAAAAAACUCAUGCCCACUUGAAUUCCUGGAAUUGCGAGUGAGGGGAGCAGGUCAACUAAGCUGGGAUAUGCGCGAACUUAAAUGGGGUUUCCACGAGGUACUUCACAAGUUGAGUUGUGCACGGCGUGUGACUCGGAAGAAAGAUGAGGAUAUUAAAAUUGAAUUAGUUGAUAUUCCUGAGGAUAUGUUUCCAAGUGAAGAAUCCUGGGAUUUGGGAUUGGAUAAGGGGAUUCCCAACAUAUUGCCCUUUGCGUUGAAGAUUUAUCAACGUGUGUGGCCACCGAAGAAUAAGCACUGGUUCGAUGAUUGGCAUAGCUUUCCGCUUGCGCUGUCUGCUGAAGAUGAGAUAGAUUGGUCAAAAGAAUAG
Messenger RNA from Talaromyces marneffei, 2031 nucleotides. RefSeq lists its product as uncharacterized. The coding region runs from base 1 to 2031 and encodes 676 amino acids. Lineage: Eukaryota; Fungi; Ascomycota; Eurotiomycetes; Eurotiales; Trichocomaceae. The record is from RefSeq and is a predicted model, not a curated record. The transcript has a single exon.